Molecule: messenger RNA, 700 nt
Organism: Ceratina calcarata
Lineage: Eukaryota; Metazoa; Arthropoda; Insecta; Hymenoptera; Apidae
Product: RING-H2 finger protein ATL63
Exons: 5
Coding region: 120-578 (152 amino acids)
Biological process (GO): protein ubiquitination
Molecular function (GO): ubiquitin protein ligase activity; metal ion binding
Source: RefSeq, a predicted model, not a curated record
CAGUAAUAACCACAUGAUCAAUAUUAUGAACCAGCGCAAUAUUUAACAAUUACUUUCGUAGAAAUAUUUCUGAAUAAUUGAAAAUAUUGUGUUUGUUGAGGUUGGGUCGAAGGUGAUCGAUGCAACUGACAUUCUACGCAUUGCAUUGUUUAUGUUUCGGUGGUAUUGCGACUUCCCCGUUUUUCCUGUUUGAGUUCUUAGUUCUUAAUAACCACGAGGAUGAACAUAGAUAUCGAUAUUAUUCGCCUUAUUCUGAACAAAUAGAGGAUACUGAAGAAUGUCCAAUAUGUUUAUCCUUAUUAAAUCAACAUACAUAUGCAAUGAAAUCCUGUAUACAUCGUUUUCAUAGGAGCUGUAUUGAACAAUGGCAACGUGAAACUUUAGGAAUUCUUUAUGAAUCAGAAUGGCUACAGAUUCGAAGGAUCUGUUCUGUAAAGAAUAUGCAGACAGAUUGGCAGUGGAUGUCAAUACACAUCUGUUUACAAAACCAUAGCUAUCUAUAUCUAUAUUUAGCUUCUGUUUUGGUAGCAGAGCCUGCAUUGUCAGAAUUUUUGAGAUUUCAAUUGCAGCAAUUUUGAUUUCACCAAUGAAAAAUAUUGUUCAAUAAUCCUGACACCGAGCAUUGCUUUAAAAAUGGAAACUAAAUGCAGACACAGAUGACUACUUCAGUGAAUAGAUUUAUGUAACGCUUGAUGUUACU